CUCUUUGACACGGUCGAGCCAGUCGAACUGCUCUCGUGAGUUGGUCGUGAUCCGACGAUACAAGGAUUUUUCGGUUGAAUUGCAUGAUACCGGAGUGAUCAACAACAAUAAAGAAAAUGACGAAGUCGCUGGGUAGUUUAUAGUUCGGAAAACUAAGAAUGUAGUGUGACAGUGCGAUACAGAGAUAUUGGUGCCAUUGGGUACCUCGAAAAUGGUGACUUUAAUGCCGUGUAAUUAUCUGAACGCACAAAAUAGGUGCACAAUGAUCGAUAAGAUGUGUGAACCAAAGGUGAAGCGGUCAAGGGCAGAUGGCGACUCCCCAGCAGAAAAAGAAAGACUAAUUUCUGACACGGCGUGCAGUCCCCAAAGCGGCCACUCUUCUUCAACAUGUGAUUCUCCGCCACCCGUAACCACGUCUACCGUCAUACACACUACACCCGAUCCACUUUCAUCGUCACCAUCAACGAGUAUCCCCACGGCGAAUUUCACCCCGGCCUGGUCUUUAUUGGACAUCCAAGGUGUUAAAACUGAAAUAAGAAGUCCAGGACUAGCAGAAUCCGAUUGUGUAGCCACUACUCAGGACUCUGCAUCUUUUUACAGUACUCCAAUAGACUUAGGAAAUUUAUAUGAUAAAGACUAUCACCAAACUUAUUCUGCAGCACAUUCUUACUACAACAGUAUACAAACCGGUUAUGGAUCAACAAGUUCCGCGACUCCUUACAUAAACUCCGCGUCUUCUUUUUACAACAGCUCUUCGUAUCCGUACUCUGGUCUUAAUUCAACAAGGUCUCUAAAUCCAGCUUGUAAAGUCAGCGCUGGUUAUAUAGCAUCUUCAUAUUCGUCACCAGCUUCUCCUUUUAAUACAGGACAGUCUAGUCAGUAUUCUUCCUACGCUGCCUAUACUGCACCCGGAGCAUCAAGUUUCACGCAAGGCUUUUCAACGCAAGGAGUGGAUUACAGCUCAUAUGGAACUACAUACCCUGAUACUCAAACUUCACAAUUUGCUUCAAGUUAUUACGCUCAAAGUUAUUCUCCAUACGUAAGUUCGCCGAGUUCUAGUGGGAGCUUAGGGACGACAUCUUAUCAAUUAACAUCUCCUUCAAUAUUAGAUAAUUCACCAAAUGGUGUAACCCUAAAUGAAGGCUCAACAUCACCUCUAAAACCUGACAAUGCCAGGAGAUCCAGGGAAUCCUCAGGUAGUUUAAGUUCAGAAUCAAGAGGGGCAAGAGGUAGAGGGAGGCGAACAAAUACAGUUUCUCCUACAACUCCUGAAUCUACCACUGACAGGGUAUUUAUUUGGGAUCUGGAUGAGACCAUUAUUAUUUUCCACAGCUUGCUCACAGGAAGUUAUGCUGCCAAAUACCAAAAAGAUCCACAAAAUGUUGUGCAGCUCGGAUUCAAAAUGGAGGAGAUGGUUUUUAAUUUAGCUGAUAAUAAUUUCUUUUUUAAUGAUAUUGAAGAGUGUGAUCAAGUGCACAUAGAUGAUGUAUCAUCGGAUGAUAAUGGGCAAGACUUAUCCAGUUAUAAUUUUAGUACAGAUGGUUUUCAGUCUACUAGUACAACGGGAAGUGGCAAUUUAUGUUUAGCAGCAGGAGUUAGGGGAGGUGUAGACUGGAUGAGAAAGUUAGCCUUCAGAUAUAGAAAAAUUAAGGAAACUUAUAAUAAUUAUAGAAAUAGUGUUGGUGGACUCCUAGGGACAACCAAAAGGGAACAGUGGCUUCAACUAAGAGCUGAAAUAGAAUCGGUUACGGAUAAUUGGUUGACCCUGGCCAACAAAUGUCUGACGCUUAUUAAUUCCAGAAGCAAUUGUGUAAAUGUACUAGUAACAACUACUCAGCUCAUUCCAGCUUUAGCAAAAGUAUUACUGUUUGGAUUAGGAGGAGUAUUUCCCAUUGACAAUAUCUAUUCUGCUACUAAAAUAGGUAAAGAAAGCUGUUUUGAGAGGAUAGUCACAAGAUUCGGACGAAAAUGUACUUACGUAGUAAUAGGAGAUGGACAAGACGAAGAAGCUGCAGCAAAAGCUCUGAAUUUUCCAUUUUGGAGGAUAACAAGUCACAGCGAAAUCGCAGCAUUGUACAAUGCCCUUGAUAUGGAAUUUUUAUGAUUUCUCAUAUUUGAAUUCCUUAUGUAUAAAAUGUAUAUUUUAUAAAUAUUACUAUAAAUAUAAGUAUUAAAAUGAG
Messenger RNA from Psylliodes chrysocephalus, 2180 nucleotides. Lineage: Eukaryota; Metazoa; Arthropoda; Insecta; Coleoptera; Chrysomelidae. The record is from the annotation of a GenBank genome assembly.